GGUACCUCUUAGGUCUCAGCUUCCGAAGCUUCAUGAAAAUCUCCGAACUGGCUGCGUGCGUGUGUUGUAGUAUAAAGAAGAGAAGUCCAAGACACUAGAAUCCCUCUGUAAACCACGAGACAAAAACACAAACACCUUUCGUGUUUCAAGAAACGCCGACGGCAGCUGCCUCUUCUACUCAUCAGUAGUCUGUGUCUCUGCGUGUCUUUCCUUCUCUGUGUGUCGUAAACAGCAAUUAGGGAAAUGGCGCUAUGGAUGGAAGCAGGGUCAGAACCCAAAACGGAGAGCGAGAUUGCUGACCUCCAAGCCAUCUCCGCUCUUAAACACUCUACUGCACUUGAACUUAAGGAGAAAGGUAAUGAAUAUGUGAAGAUGGGUAAGAAGCAUUACUCUGAUGCUAUCGAAUGCUACACGAGGGCGAUAAACCAGGACGCUCUUAGUGAUUCUGACAACUCAAUCGUUUAUUCCAAUAGAGCCCAUGUGAAUCUACUUCUCGGAAAUUACCGGCGAGCUCUUACAGAUGCUCAGGAGGCUAUUAAGCUUUGCCCCACCAACGUUAAGGCAAUGUAUCGAGCUGCCAAGGCCUCUCUGUCAUUGAGUUUGUUGGUGGAGGCAAAAUCUUUUAGUGAAAAUGGACUCGAGCAAGACCCAGAUAACGAAGAACUGAAAAAGCUUGCCAAGCAGAUAAAUUUAGUGAAGGUGGAACAUGAUAAACGUGAGGCUGAAGUUUCAAAGGCUGUGUCAGAGGCUAAGGACCUACUUUCUGCCAUUGAAGAUAGAGGGUUGAAGGUGGGGAAGGCAAUGUUUGGAGAACUUGUUGGAUUGAGGAAACCAGUACUUGAUAAAAAUAAAAUUCUUCAUUGGCCGGUUCUUCUUCUGUAUGCAGAGGUUAUGUCCAGUGACUUCAUUGAAGACUUCUGUGAAACAGACAUGUUUUUGGCCCAUCUUGACAUGAUGUUCUCAGAAAGUUGUCCACCAUUGCCAUGGGAUACAGAAAACAAUUAUACCCGUGAAGCUGUUGAAUUAUACUAUGAGGCUGGUUCUGGAGUUCCUUUAUCCAAGAAAAAAAUUCUUCAUUAUCUACUAGAUGGGACCUCGGGUGCCAAUGUGGAGAGUGUUGAUGAAGAGAAGGACGCCAUUGAAAGUCAUGGUUCAGGAAAGGGCUCUUCAAAAUGGGUAAAAGUAAAUGAAAAGAGAAUGCUUUGUGAUGUUUUGAAAGAACCUGACUUCAUAAUCUCUGGGAUCCCAGUUUUUUAUGUCGUUUCAAAACGCUCGAGCUUCUAUAAAGAGUUCAAAGCUGGCAAGUGGUCUCUUCCACCAUGAGCAAGUUAUGUCUGGACGGUGACUAGUGACACUGGUUUUCAAAGGUUGUUGACAUCCACUAAUGAGUCAAAGCAAACUACCUCGAUGGCACCUAGUACCAGCCACAAUUUCAUUGUUCAGGAUUAUAGAUGCAAACCAACCAUAAAGUAUCACUACGGUCAGCAGCCCCAACACCGUGUCUGGAAAAACAAGGGUGUCAUGUAUCAACUGUUCAGGCUAUCAUGCUGCUUAAAUUUUCUCAUAUCAAGAACCAUUGAAAUUGAGUACUUAUUGCUUAUUUUAUAUGGAUAGCCAGAGCUGAAAGCGCUUGAAAGAUAUGUAAUGAGGCUCCUUUAGCCCAACUUUUGCUAGUCCACUGUUGUUACACCAUUUGCAAUUGUUAUGUAUCAAUAUAUUGACCCAAAUCUUCUUUU
Molecule: messenger RNA, 1736 nt
Organism: Populus trichocarpa (black cottonwood)
Lineage: Eukaryota; Viridiplantae; Streptophyta; Magnoliopsida; Malpighiales; Salicaceae
Exons: 8
Coding region: 244-1323 (359 amino acids)
Molecular function (GO): Hsp90 protein binding
Source: RefSeq, a predicted model, not a curated record